Messenger RNA from Galleria mellonella (greater wax moth), 920 nucleotides. RefSeq names its product 27 kDa hemolymph protein-like. The transcript is spliced from 7 exons. The record is from RefSeq and is a predicted model, not a curated record. Lineage: Eukaryota; Metazoa; Arthropoda; Insecta; Lepidoptera; Pyralidae. Bases 118 to 828 code for a protein of 236 amino acids.
UAGGAGGUGUAUAUAUGCGUCCCGAUCAGCUACUGCGGUUCAGUUGUCAUCGAACUCCCGGGGGUAAAUAGCGUACACAUAUCUAUCUAUCUACAAUAUAAGUCACUGUGCUUCAACAUGAUGUGGAAACUGAUCAUUGUAACCAUUUUGGCAGUUGGUGUUUUGUGCGAUGACAUUGCUACUGCUGUUAAUGAGCAAACAACACAACAAAUCAGAGAUACGUUAAAGGCGCAAUGUAAGAAAAACGGCGCUGAGGAUAAGGCGCAAGAUGUUGAGAAUGCAGCGAAAAAUUUUGUUGAAUGUGUCAAAGGAUUGUUCGACUUCUCGACUAUCAAGAAAGAGAUUGAAGAUGCCAAGCCCAAUGGCGCUCUCGAUGAAGUCUUUGGAAAGUACUGCGCUAAGUCACCACAGUUGAAGACCUGUAUCCAUACUCUUACCACGUCUGCGACACCUUGCCUCGAGGCCAGCGUCCGGGAACAGGUUGGCCCAAUUAACAAUGGUGCAGAUCAGCUCAUCGACUUCAUAUGUUAUAAGGAUGGUGAUAGAAUUGCUUUGUUCAUCGCCGAAGGAGGCCCCGAAUGUUUCCAAGAGAAAUCGGAGGGUAUCCGUGCAUGCGCUGAGAAACUCAAAAAUAAUGUAGGCAGUGUUGAAGCGGCUCAGAGUCUUACCCUUGUUGAGCAAUGUGGCAAAUACGAUGAGCUGACGACUUGUAUCAUAAAAUCAUUGGAGGAAUGCUCCACACCGACUCCAGGCAACAUGGCCGAGUCUCUGUUCCGGUUUGUACGCAAGGGCUCACCGUGCAACAAGGCGGCCCCACUGAAGAACUGAUGGGUGACAACAUCAAUAUGUAAUCAAAUCAGAGCAAUGUGAUAUUGUGCCAUUUUCAAAUGUAAUUAUCGUUAAUAAAUUGUAUAUUACGA